AUGACAAACAGGGAGAACUGCUCCGCAGUAAAGCAGCUUGAUCGGGUACACAGAGGCCAUGGACCUGACUUUAGCGGACUUGAUAGGCACCUCAACUCUGAAGUUGCCAAAGUACACACCCGCAGCCAGGGCGGCGAGGGUGACGUAAAUUUGGGUCAGGUUGGCCAGGUUGUCUCUAGUGAAUGCAUCGUAGAUGGCCAGACCAAAAGGCUUGUUUUUGAUGUUUCUAAUCAAUUGGAUCAAGGCACCGUGGGACUCAAAGCCUCUGGCGGUGAGGGUAGUGGUGAAUCCAAGGAACGAGGUGACGAACUGGGUGGACGACGAAACAGUGAUGAUUGCCAGAAUUCCCGGGCCGAAACCGUAACCCUUAUCCAGAAGCUCCACCAGAAGGGCCGUGAUGAGCGCCAUGAACGUCAGCUGGACAAUGUAGGUCAGCUUGCUCCAAAUAGGCAAGGUUGCUUGCGAGGUGAAUUGGUCGACGGGGUCAAAGUAGCCGGCAAACGAGAGCAAGACGGCGUAGACCAGGGCGAUCAACACCGCGGUCAGUUUUUGCCAGGACUGGAAAAGCUCUCUAUCGGAUCUGGAUUCGAAGUUGAUUUUGAUGACUUUGAAGCCCGCAAGAAUCUGCCACAGGAAACCGGCCGUGACGACGGGCAACAGCCCGAACUCCAGCGCCGUUCCGGCCUGGGACGCAAAUGGGACCCGCAGCCAGCCAAAGGGGUCGGCUAUGCGGUCCUGCGCCACGUUACUCAGUGGAAGGCCGGCAAGCAAGUACACAGCGACCGAGGCGAUGGUGUAAACGAUUUUCUCAUCGAACUCGAUUUUCUGGUAAGGAUACUCGACUUCCGGCAGAAGCGAGACAAAAGGUUUAGCAAGGUCCAAUAA
Ogataea angusta is the source of this 885-nucleotide messenger RNA. RefSeq lists its product as uncharacterized. Bases 1 to 885 code for a protein of 294 amino acids. The transcript is spliced from 2 exons. The record is from RefSeq and is a predicted model, not a curated record. NCBI's taxonomy places the organism in Eukaryota, Fungi, Ascomycota, Pichiomycetes, Pichiales, Pichiaceae.